Molecule: messenger RNA, 1033 nt
Organism: Drosophila bipectinata
Lineage: Eukaryota; Metazoa; Arthropoda; Insecta; Diptera; Drosophilidae
Gene: Max
Product: MYC associated factor X
Biological process (GO): positive regulation of transcription by RNA polymerase II
Cellular component (GO): RNA polymerase II transcription regulator complex
Molecular function (GO): protein dimerization activity; DNA-binding transcription factor activity
Source: RefSeq, a predicted model, not a curated record
AACACUGGAUAUUUUCCUCUAGGAAGAGCGUGCGAACCAACAACAAAAUAUAUUUAUUUACAAAAUUCGUAAACAUAAACAUUUUCCAGAGUUAUUAUACACUCUGAACCGCGUUGGCUAUUUUUUAAAUUGCAGUGCAAGUGUUAGAAGUAACGAAAAAACAAUGAGUAUGAGCGACGACGACAGGGAUAUUGAUAUCGAGAGUGACGAUGAUGGGGACUCGGACAACGGCCUAGGCUCCUCUCGACACACAAGCACUGCAAAUUUCACCCAGGCCGAAAAGCGAGCUCAUCAUAAUGCGUUGGAACGAAGGCGGAGAGAUCACAUUAAGGAGAGCUUCACCAACCUCAGGGAGGCGGUACCAACGCUGAAGGGCGAAAAGGCUAGUCGCGCACAGAUCCUGAAGAAGACCACUGAAUGCAUACAAACCAUGAGGCGGAAGAUCAGCGAGAACCAAAAAGACAUCGAAGAGAUCAAAAAACAAAAUAUCAUACUGGAUCAACAAAUUCGAGCAUUAGAAUGUUCAAACGGCGAUGAUCCCUAUGCAGAAUUCCUCAGUGAGGAUGAGGUCGAAAGCGACGAUGACGAUGAUGAUUUAGAUCAGCCCGACUUUAGUAGGCGGAACAAAAAAAUGAAAACCUUCCACGCAUAGCUGCUGCCACAGACUAAAACGCAGCCUCUGCCUGGCAGUUGCAGUUUUCAUUUUCACUCAUUUUACUCGAAUCGAAUUCGCACAAAUGUGAAUAUUUCAUGGUGAUAUAAAAUCCACUUUUUAAAGAAUCCCAAUCUCCCUGUCUAACAAAGGCUUACCCUGAAAAAUGGUAUUCCAAAUUGAGUCAAUGCAUAUGAGCGAUUAGAAUCAGUGAAAGCGAAAACUGUAUCAUGUCUGAUAAUCAUAAUCAUCACUAGUUUAAGUGCAAUGUUUACCCACCCUUUACACCUUAAUUAUAUACGUGUCUUUUGUAAUUUAAGCCCAAAAUUAUUCUCUCUUUACGGAAAAAAUAAAAAUUUGUAAGAAUAUAUUUUAAUAAAU